Molecule: messenger RNA, 1360 nt
Organism: Sorghum bicolor (sorghum)
Lineage: Eukaryota; Viridiplantae; Streptophyta; Magnoliopsida; Poales; Poaceae
Product: protein MEMO1
Exons: 8
Coding region: 228-1127 (299 amino acids)
Source: RefSeq, a predicted model, not a curated record
GCGGCGCACUCACGCCACGCACGGGCACGGCCGACUCGAUCGGCAUCCUUUCCAUCCCCAAUCCCGCACCCGCCCACCCCGACUCGCAAUCCCUAGGCAGCGCCGCGGGCAGGGAGGCGCGCCGCACAGGCACCAGCGGACAGCGGGCGCCGGAGGCGGCACGUAGCACACGGCAGGUCUGCACUGCAGCAGCCACAGGCUGGGGUAAGAAAUCUCUGAAUCGAUCCAUGGAGCGCGUCAGGAGGGCUUCGCACGCCGGUUCUUGGUACACGAACAAUGCCAGGAAGCUGGAAGAGGAACUCAAUGGUUGGCUGGGGGCAGCUGGUCUAACCAAGUCUCCUGAUGUUAGGGCAGUAAUUGCACCCCACGCUGGUUAUUCAUACUCAGGCCGAUGUGCAGCUUAUGCUUUUGGCAACAUCGAUCCAACUAACAUUUCUCGGGUGUUUCUGCUUGGCCCUUCUCAUCACUACUACACUCCAAAAUGUGCUUUAACUAGGGCUUCUGUCUAUUGUACCCCAAUUGGGGAUUUGCCAGUGGACCAGGAAGUCAUCGAGGAACUCAGCGCCACUGGAAGAUUUGAAUUUAUGGAUCUUAGUGUGGAUGAAGCUGAACAUAGCAUGGAAAUGCAUCUGCCCUACCUUGCUAAAGUAUUUCAAGGACAUACUGUGAAAGUCGUCCCUAUCCUUGUUGGUGCACUUAGCUCCCAAAGUGAAGCCAUGUAUGGACAGCUGCUCUCCAAAUAUGUCGAUGACCCAAAAAACUUUUUUUCUGUGUCGUCAGACUUCUGCCACUGGGGAUCCCGGUUUAGUUAUACAUACUACGAAGAGAAACAUGGUGCAAUUCAUAAGUCUAUUGAGGCCUUGGACCGUAUGGGCAUGGAGAUCAUAGAGACUGGUGAUCCUGUAGCGUUCAAAGAAUACCUGCAGGAGUAUGAGAAUACCAUAUGUGGACGCCACCCCAUCAGCGUUUUCCUUCAUAUGUUGAAACAUUGCUCAACAAAAAUUAAGAUUGGCUUUGUUCGCUACGAGCAGUCAAGCCAAUGCAAGAACUUUAGGGAUAGCAGUGUAAGCUAUGCAUCUGCAGCAGCAAAGGUUGAUGCAUCAGGGGAAGAAGAGAAACAAGAUUGAGCAAGCUACGGCUUGUUUGAUAUAGCCGCCAAACCUUGGUGCAACAUGUGUGAUUGGUUUCCCAUAAAAAAACAUGUGAUUGGUUCGCACCGGGACCUGUCUAUCAAACUUUAUAGCAUUGGCUCGAUGCCAGUUUGUGAUAAACAGGCCCUGGUUGAAUGCCGAUUAUGUCGCCAGAAACACUGGGAAACCAGACAAUCAAUAAAACUGUUAUCUGGGGAUGUGUUCUGUCA